GGCUGUUGAAGUGGGCCACGGCUAGAGAACAGAGAACAAAGGCAUUGUGUUACGGGUGGGGGUAAAACAAACAACACAAGAGGACUGGUGCUGCAGACAAACAUCAAUGAUCGAGCAGAAUGCUCGACGCGAAGCUGAGCAAGAGCUUCGCGUACUCGGCCAAAAAGAUGGAGCAUCAUUUCAGGUCAUAGUCCUGGGAUCCUCGGGCGGACCACGGGAGGACAACGUAACAGGCCUGCUUGUGAGAACACCACAAACGGAAUGGGGCAAGAGUUCUAUGAUAGCGGUCGAUGCGGGUUCUCACCUAGCCAACAUUAUUCGCAUACUUGAACGACAUAUGCCAAUCAGUUCGGAAGACCUACCACCCAAGGGCUAUUCCCGUAUACUUGAAGAGGGACCAUUCGCAGGCAUACGCUUUCCCCAUAUAUCGGCCAAAGCAAACGGUCUACACAUCUUUCGAGAGAUCCUUCAUGCCUUCCUCAUCACGCAUCCUCACAUAGACCAUCUCUCCGGUAUGGCCAUCAAUACCCCGGCCUUGGAGUAUGGCCGAGAAGCAAAAGCCAUUGUCGCCCUCCCUUCCACUAUCGACGCAAUCAAGAACCAUAUCUUCAACGACUGGCUGUGGCCCAACUUGUCAGAUGAAGGUAACGGAGUGGGAUUUGUCACAUACCGGAGGUUGAUCGAGGGCGGCAAUGUUCGACUAGGCUCAGGUGAAGCACGUGGAUACGUCAAUGUCUGCGACGGUCUAGCCACAAAAUGCUGGGGUAUCAGCCAUGGCAAAUGCCACUUUCGUCGCAGACAGAGCUCCUCUCACCAACACAACGACUCCUUCGGCUGGGGCGCAUCAGAUUACAAUUUCCCAUCCAGGCGCAUGUCUCGAAUCUCCGACAGUGAGUAUCUUGCGGCCCUCACACAACAGACCCAGGUCGCUGGUGGAUACUCCCAAGGGACACCACAAAUGUCCAUGGGCGGUGCUCCUAUGACACCGGCUGUUUCUAAUCUUCCUGGAACGAUGCUGGACCCGAAUCACAUGUUCGAACCGGUUUCGAGUUCGGCAUUCUUCAUCCGCAAUGACACAACAGGCAAUGAGAUCCUCAUCUUCGGAGAUGUGGAGCCUGACUCGGUCAGUAUGUCCCCACGAAAUCAUACAGUGUGGGAUGAUGCGGCGGGCAAGAUAGUCAGCGGAGUGUUGAAAGCAAUUUUUAUCGAAUGCUCCUACGAUGAUAGCGUCCGAAACGAGGAUUUGUACGGGCACCUUUGUCCAAGACAUCUGAUUGCCGAACUAAGCUUCCUCGCAAAAUGUGUUAUUAACAAAUCGAAGCAGCACAGUGAUCAAGACUUCAACGGCGUUGGCGCACGAUUUGGAGAGCCUGAGUUUGCGGUUCCGGACAUGAGCAUGAGACAGCCCCCAACGCCUGGCGACCUGAAGAAAAAACGCAAAAGGGCGCUGAAUGGUGACCUUGCGACCACGCCGGAACUAGGGCCUACCAAUUUCGACAGUGUACCAUCGCCUCAACCGCCGCUACCAGGCAGCUAUGUUGGGACACGCGUGGGAUCAUCAACGCGAAGAAAGGUGUCACGAGAAGCGAACAAUCUUGCGCAGCCUUCGCCCACAUUUGGUCGUGGCCGGUCUGUGCAAUUCCAGCCGGGUUCUGGCUCGCCUUCGCUGGUGGCGAGUGCACCUCCACAUGCCGGCACAGCUGCAAACCACUCACAUUCACAGUCAAUGUCAUCGCAACGAGAAAGAUUUCCCGAGCCAUUGAAAGGGGUAGCAGUGCAUGUCAUUCAUGUCAAGGAUACGUUGAUGGACGGUCCAAGUCCGGGAGACAUCAUUCUGGGACAACUGCGUGCGCAGGGUGAGGACGCUGGGUUGGGCGUCAGCUUCGACGUCACGCAUUACGGAGACAGCAUAUGGCUUUGAAGUGCGCCUCGCUAACGUUGGGCGAAGGAUGUGUGUGUGGCGAUGUCCAGCCUCAUACCUUUGCUCGGCUGUUGCGAGAAUUGUUGUCGGUUGAUGUGCACGCAAAAGGCUGUGCCCUGUA
Molecule: messenger RNA, 2042 nt
Organism: Exophiala viscosa
Lineage: Eukaryota; Fungi; Ascomycota; Eurotiomycetes; Chaetothyriales; Herpotrichiellaceae
Product: 3',5'-cyclic-nucleotide phosphodiesterase
Exons: 2
Coding region: 107-1921 (604 amino acids)
Biological process (GO): cAMP catabolic process; negative regulation of glucose mediated signaling pathway
Molecular function (GO): 3',5'-cyclic-AMP phosphodiesterase activity; 3',5'-cyclic-GMP phosphodiesterase activity
Source: RefSeq, a predicted model, not a curated record